Messenger RNA from Haliotis rufescens (red abalone), 715 nucleotides. Its product is annotated as 60S ribosomal protein L19-like. Gene Ontology annotation, molecular function: RNA binding; structural constituent of ribosome. Gene Ontology annotation, cellular component: ribosome; cytosolic large ribosomal subunit. Bases 78 to 671 code for a protein of 197 amino acids. The transcript has 5 exons. The record is from RefSeq and is a predicted model, not a curated record. Gene Ontology annotation, biological process: translation. NCBI's taxonomy places the organism in Eukaryota, Metazoa, Mollusca, Gastropoda, Lepetellida, Haliotidae.
AUUUUUAACAGUGCUGUCACACCACGUGUUAGUAUCCCUCCACUUCCUCUUUCUCAACAACGUGAAACGAAGCGAACAUGAGCACGCUUCGUUUACAGAAACGGCUUGCAGCCGCAGUGCUCAAAUGUGGUAAAAACAAAGUGUGGUUGGAUCCCAAUGAGACCAAUGAAAUUGCCAAUGCUAAUUCAAGACAGAAUGUGCGUAAACUAGUUAAGGAUGGUCUUAUCAUCCGGAAGCCUGUCAAGGUACACUCCCGAGCCCGUGUUCGCAAGAACACCAUCGCUAGGCGGAAGGGUCGUCACAUGGGUCAAGGCAAGAGGAAAGGUACAGCUAAUGCCAGAAUGCCGGAAAAGAUCAUCUGGAUCCGCCGUAUGAGAGUCCUCCGCAACCUGCUUCGCAGAUAUCGGGAAGCCAAGAAGGUCGAUAAGCACCUUUACCAUGAGUUGUACAUGAAGUGCAAAGGUAAUGGCUUCAAGAACAAGCGUGUCCUCAUGGAGCAUAUCCACAAGAGGAAGGCUGAGAAGCAGAGAUCCAAACUGCUCAGCGACCAAGCCGAGGCUCGCAGACAGAAGGUCAAGGAGGCCCGCCGCCGUAGAGACGAGCGCAUUCAGCAGAAGAAAGCAGAGAUGCUCAAGUCCUACCAUAAGGAGGAUGAGGCAUCCAAGAAAUAAGCACUUCUGUACAAUUGGUGUAAAAUAAAAAAAAUUAAAAGACA